This is a messenger RNA of Cladocopium goreaui, 2220 nucleotides long. Lineage: Eukaryota; Dinophyceae; Suessiales; Symbiodiniaceae. The record is from the annotation of a GenBank genome assembly.
AUGGAUAAUGCCAUGGGUGAUGAUGAUGCUCCAUCCACAGAUAUGGACUCCUCCAGCAGCAGCUCCACCAAUGUGACUAAGUCACCACCACCCAGGAGCCCACCAAAGAGUCCAGGUAUCAAUGCUCCACCAAAGAGCCCAGGAAGUGCCAAGAGUUGGCCACCAGCCAUUGAUGCCAAGGCUUGGAGGCCAAAAGAAAUUGCAGCCAUGAUGGCUGAAGAUGGGUGGCCCAACCAGGCUGCCAUGGCUCUCCAAGCCCUUGGUGCUCCAAAAGCCACCUUUGAAGACAUGGCAGAAGAUUCUCCAACUUCUCCACCAGAUGGUGACCCCCAAUCACCACCACCAUAUGUGCCUCCUGCCAUUGGAAGAAUGGUUCCCAAGACACCACCAAAGAGGCCACCAUUGGCAGCCAAGAAGUCUGCACAAGCCCCAAAGCACCAAGCUGAGUUAGCAGCUACCAGCAGUACCAGCAGUGCACCAGUGCCAGCUGUACCUGUCCACCAGGCCAAGGCCAAGCAACCAGGCAGCCAAGCACCACCUCAAGCUGCUUCGCAAGGAGGAUACCCAGCCUCCCAAGCCAGCAGGCAAGCUACAAAAGCAAUGCCAAUUGCAUCUCCAGAUGUUCCAAGGACACCAGCAACUGCAUCACAACCAUCACAGCAUUCUACACCAGCAAGUUCAUCACAUGCCAAGCAUCUACCACUCUUACCAGCAAAUGCACCACAAUCAGAGCCAAAGGCACCACCAUCACAGCCAAAAGCACCACAGACACCACCAAAAAAGCCAGCAAAGGCAAAGCAAACACCAAGUGGGCCAUCCUCAUGGAAGCAAGGCCAGCCAGGCAAAUCCAAACCAGCAGGCAAAGCCACUGGGUGGAAGAACAAAUUGGCAUUCUUCACCAAGUAUUGGAUUGCCCAAAACUUUGAUGUGACCACCAAUGCCAUUGUCCAGUUCACCACUGACCUGGAACAGGGCCAAACCAGGAUGCAGGGCAUUACCAGCAAAGCCAUGAUUGCCCCUCCAAGGUCAUGGCAAGGCAAUGCCUACAGCUUGGUCCACCACUACAACCAACAGAAUUGGGCCAAGAUUGAUGGGAUGAUAGCCACAUGGAGGGCAGACCCCCACUUUGACCAGCUUGUCAUUACCAGUGAAGCCAUGAGAGAAGAACUGAGCCAUUUAGCUGCCUUGCAUCAGAAGAGGCCAGGAAGUCCUGUGGUCCAAGGUAUGGCUGCCACCUGGUGUGGAAAAGUCGAAGCUGUCACCAGCUGGACCAGCCAUGGAAUUUUGGAGUUGAUCAACCAUAUUGACACAUUGAGCCUUCCAGAUGGCAUGAAAGCCAAGUUCCAUGAGUGCUUGGAAAAGUUGACCAUUGGCUCAUCCCAAGCACUUAAGGUGAUCAAGGCUGGCCAAGUGAUCCAUAAUUUACCAGCCUACAUGUCUCAGACAGAUUGGACAAAAUUGGAAACCAAUGCCACCCUUUAUGACCACAUGCAUGUGAUUGCCAAGAGGCUUGCCACAAUGGCAGUGGUAAGCUUGAGGGAAAAUACCAAGGCCCAAGCUGUGGCUCUUUCCUUGUAUUGCCAAAGCCAAUUAGGUAAGCCAGAACCCAAUGCCAUGACCAUCCACAAUUGCCUGGCUGAUUUCCAAGCUCUGCAUAGCCAGUCCACCAACAAGAUGCUCCAAACUAGCCAAGUGGCUAGAGGCACCACACAUGCCAUGUGUGAUGAGAAGACCAGCAAGGAACUGCUCCAGGAGUUGCUAGCCAAACAUGACAAAUCUGCCCAAGUGAAUUUUGCAACAGGAGGCCCAUGCUCCAGCCAUAGCUUAGCUGAACAUAGGCCAGUAGCCACACCACAGGCUACUUUGUUUGCUGAUCAUGGAGAGCCAAAGCUGCCAGAAGCAGAAAAAACUCAUGAGAAUACACCAUCUCUAGACAGCAGAGCCAAACCACCAAAUUUGCAAGCCAUGGAGGAGGAUGCAUUCAAACAGUUGCAGAAAGGCAAAUGCAAAGCCAUGAAAAGGCCAGCUAGCAAAAUGGACCUUGCUGCUGCAAGCCAAGCUACAUCCAAGCAGAAAGCAGCAUCACAUGCCAAAGCCAAGCCUGCAGCCAAGACAAAGGCAAAGGCCAAGACAGUGCCAAAGCUGAAAGGCAAAGCAAGGUUGCCAGGCAUUGGCCCAGGCAGAGCUGCAUGGAAGGCACACUUUGGAAAGCCAAAGUAG